GGCUCGCGCCCAGAGGGGGAGAGGGGAAUGUCGCUGGUGCAGAUAGCGAUAGCGAGCGGCCAAGUAUGCGCACAAUCAAAGUAACUUUAUCAAGGCAAUAUAUGAAAUACCCCACUUUGUCGGAUGGUUUCAAUAUCUGAUUUGGACUAUAAUUACUUUGGGCUGCCCGGCAACGGUGUUGUCAUUGCAUGAGCGACCGGGCUGCGCGGUGGAGAAAUAUGUAAGACUUGCAGAUUUCAUGCCACGGCGAAUCUCUAGCAUAAGAACUCAAGGGGAGCCAGGAAAGCAGGCGGAGAGCAACAUUGAGCAGUACUUUUUCUCCUUGGCUGCCGUCGGAUAAAGGACCGGCGUCUUGAGGGGGAACUUCACAAAAUUGAAGACACUCAGGCGGUUUGAGGCAGGCGGAGAUACGGACAGCCCGUUACCCCACCGUGUCCUCUGCCCAGCGACGAGAGGGAGGAGGCCCACCCCCCCGCCCCCCAGCAUGGAGGAAUGACCCCCUGGGCAGCCGCCACGGUCGGGUGUAACGCAGCAUGGAGCUCAAAGUCUGGGUCGAUGGCGUCCAGAGGAUCGUCUGUGGCGUUACCGAGGCGACCACCUGCCAGGAAGUGGUCAUCGCCCUGGCCCAAGCCAUCGGGCGCACCGGGAGGUACACGCUGAUCGAGCAGUGGCGCGAGACGGAGCGGCACCUGGCCCCGCAGGAGAACCCCAUCGUCUCGCUCAACAAGUGGGGCCAGUACGCCUGCGACGUGCAGCUGGUCCUCCGGCGCACCGGCCCCUCGCUCAGCGAGCGGCCCACCUCCGACGGGGCCGCGCGGGGCCCCUCCCGGGGCCUCUACCGCCAGAGCCUCCCGCCGCUGGCCAAGCUGCGGCCCCCGGGGGCCGCCGACCGCUCGCUCCGGCGCAAGGAGCCCAAGCGCAAGUCGCUGACCUUCACGGGCGGGGCCAAGGGCCUGCGCGACAUCUUCGGCGGGAAGGGCCGCGAGGCGGAGGCCAGGCUGCGGGCGCUGGGCGGGCAGAACGGCGGCGUGGUGGUGGCGCCCCCCGGCCCGCGGGAGGAGCUGGGGCGCCUGGUGCGUCUGCAGAAGGAGAAGCUGCAGCUGCUGGAGCGGCGGCUGGAGGGAUGCGAGGCGGAGCUCAGGAGCCGGGCGGAGCACGCCGGGGCCCCCGCGCCGGGGCCCGGGCCCGGGCCGGAGGACGAGCUCCUGCGGCUGGAGCGCCACGUGCGGAGGAACGAGGUGGAGAUCGAGGAGGAGGAGUUCUGGGAGAACGAGCUGCAGAUCGAGCAGGAGAACGAGAAGCAGCUGCAGGAGCGGCUCCAGGAGCUGAGGGGCCGGGUGCAGGAGUGCGAGGCCCAGCUGGGGGACUGCCUGGCCCGCGUGCGCGGCAUGGAGGCCGGCCUGCAGGCCGAGCGGCUGCAGCUGGAGAUGCAGGAGGCGCAGCAGGUGGACGAGGAGGCGCUCAGGGCCAAGGUGGAGAAGGCGCAGGCUGAGCUGGAGCUCCAGGCCCAGCACACCUCCCGCCUGGAGACCAGCUGCAGAGCCCUGGAGAGAUCGCUGGGGCAGUCCGGCAAGAGGCUACAGGAGAAGGAGCAGGAGUUGGAGCAGCUGACCAAGGAGCUGAGGCAGGUGAACCUGCAGCAGUUCAUCCAGCAGACGGGCACCAAGGUCACCGUCCUGCCUGCCGUGCUGAGCGAGGAGGAGACCACAGACCCGCCCCCGCAGUGUGAUUCGCUGAAGCGGCCCGGCUCCUCCCGCCAGCUGCCCAAUGACCUGCGAGUGCUGCAGAACCCCCUGUCCUCAGGGUUCAACCCCGAGGGAAUCUACGUCUAACCCCCCCCCCCUUCGGCCUUCCCGGGCUCCGCCUCUUCCAGGGACCCCUCCCCUCUGGCUCCGCCUCCUCAGGGGAUCUCCCCCCCCCGCCCCUUUUUGUAGCAGUGACCAAUCCCACCUCUCCGCACGGGCUGUUGAUCCUGAGGGCACAGCGUCCCCAAUACAGCCCUUUGGUUCCAAACGCACCCCGUUCUUUCUCACUGGUCACCCCGCCCGGUCCCUGCCUGUGAUGGAAGCGGUCAACAGAAGCCUUCUCCGCACAUUUUCUCUCUGGAGGAGGCGGCCAUUUUGAGCCCUCCCCGGCCUGGAUGAGCCGUGGUGAAAGGUCCACUGCGGAACGACUCGACCACCCCCUGGUUCAGUCAGCGAGCAGCAGUGCUCCUGGGGGCAGAAGAGCGACAGCUGACAGCCGAGCCGAGGAUAACAAAAGCGGGAGAUGCUGAUCAAGCGGACAGUGAAAUGUGUGCGCCCCUUCGCAUCCCAGUAUUGUCACACGUUCCAUAGCGUUGGUUAAGAAUUUCUCUUUUUGCCAAAUUGCAGAUUAAGAGUUUGUGAAUAGUUAUGUUCUGCAGAUUCACCACUAGAGGGCAGAGUUCGAGAGCCUGUAUUAAGCGUUCACAAAUAGUGUUUGCUUUUGGAUUAAAAUGCUCACUUUGUUUCAUUAAUGACGACUUCUGCCCAGAGUAAUUAUUUAGUCCGUUUUAAGAAAAGGCGUGGAAGAUAAAAUGUAAUGCCUUGAAUAAGUGGUUCAUAGUGGGGGCCACACAGUUGAUGUGUAGCGGUGGGUUUCACAGCUAUGGUUUAGGACAGGGGUCUCCAAUCUUAUCCAGAAAGGGCCGGUGUGU
This is a messenger RNA of Conger conger (European conger), 2677 nucleotides long. RefSeq names its product Ras association domain family member 8b (gene rassf8b). Lineage: Eukaryota; Metazoa; Chordata; Actinopteri; Anguilliformes; Congridae. Gene Ontology annotation, biological process: signal transduction. The transcript is spliced from 6 exons. The coding region runs from base 534 to 1832 and encodes 432 amino acids. The record is from RefSeq and is a predicted model, not a curated record.